AUGCCAACGCUGGAAGUCCCCACGCUGCAGGAGCUGAAUGUGGAUGAAGUGAGUUUUUGUGAAUCAAUUUCAAAACAAGACAGAUUAUCCAAGCUAACAGAAGCUAACGCUAGCUGCUACUGUGUGUAAAGCUUCACAUUUUCUGGAGUAAACAAUCGUUCUGCUGUUUCUAACUCAGUGCUGAAAGAGACAAGUGAGACAGUAAUGUAGUUGACCCAAAAGCAAAUGUUUAUGAAUGAGCCUGACUGUUCUGUCAUUGUUGGGAUUUCCUGCAAAUGACACGACCUGUAGGACACACGCGUUAAAGUCUAACCAAACAUUUUAUAGAUCAUAUUAUAACUGUAUUGCACUCUUACAUUGACAGUAUCUACACAUUAGCUGCCCCUAAAACGUGUGACCACUUCCUGACAGCAGGAGUGUGACUCUUGUCCUUGGAUGCCCGAUAUUUAUGAGUGAGAGUUAGUUUCCAAAACACCUAUGAGAGCAUAAGGAACUUGUACCAAACCAGCUCAGGUCCUGGAUUAUUUUAUUUGGAGUACCAGAAGAACAGUUUUGUGGACUCAUCUGACCCCCACCUCCAGCAGCUUUUUAUUUUGUUUUUAUAAAUUGAGGAUUACACAGAAACAUUGUUGUGUUUGUAAAGUCUAAUAAGUUAAAAUAACAAUAACUGGUAGGAUUUAUAUUGCGCCUUUAUUACCACUUAAAGAUGGUUACACAAAUAUGUGUAAUAUGAGCUAAUUCUAUUUUAUUCUAUUUCAAAUGUUCGAGAUUGAUUUAUGUGGGUUUGAUCAGUUUCUAUGUAAGUUCAGUAUUAUAUUUAUAAAGCAUCUCUGAACUGACAUCAUUAACACACAAAAUCUGCUUCAUGCUCAGGUGACAGGCCAGACAUUUUAAGAAACAUCAGGAUUUAUUUUUUUUGGUAAUCUCAUUACCUGAAAUAACAUAUAGCAGAGUCUGUCAAAUUUACAGGUUAAGAAAAUACACAGCAAGUUUUUUUGGUCAACUUGGGAGUGUUUGAAUGUUUACUUCAGAGACAGUUUCUCUCUGUGAAAUGGAUAAUAAAUGUUUUUAUUAUUAUACUGUCUAUUAUACUGUGCAAUAUCCCAGAGUUCAAUGCCGUAAACUAGUUUUACUUGUAUGUAGUUUAUUUCUUAAACACUCUUUGCUUUGUACAUAGCUUUAUUUCUAAUAUUCUGCACUUUGCACUAACUGUUGUAAUUUAUUAUUGAGCCUAAUGUUAUUUUUACUUUUAUAUUCUUCUAUCACGUUUGUAUUCUAACAAGUGUACUGACUGAAUAUUCACUGGGAUAAAUACAGUAUUCUGACUCUGAUAAAUAAUCUUCUACCCAUCUCACAAACCUUUUAACUAAGUUUAUAGUGUGAGUCAAACAGAACAACAACCCCGUGUUAUAAAAAUUAAGUUAAAUCUGAAUGUAACUACAUUUGUGUACUUUUUUAAUUUACAUUUUUCUCUUCUUGUGUAUUUCCAGAUCAACGUGUCAUCAGCAGUACUGAAGGCUGCUGCACACCAUUAUGGCGCUCAAUGUGACAAACCCAACAAGGAAUUCAUGCUCUGCCGAUGGGAGGAGAAGGAUCCCAGAAAAUGUCUAGAAGAAGGAAGAAAAGUGAACGAGUGUGCUCUCAACUUCUUCAGGUAAUGCCGAUCAGAUCUCUGUAAUCUACAGUAUUUUUGUGCCAAACACUGAAGUCACUCAAAGACAUGAUUUACAGAACAACCAUCAAGAACGACUACACAAUGUUUAGUUGUACUUGUUCUAGCUUUCUAUUUGAAGGAAGGGAAUCUGAAAGACUUUGAGCAGUAACUGUAGACAUGUUGUUGGCUCUGAUGAUGUUGACUUGGUAAACUUAACAUUGAAGAGGCUAGUGUCAUGUCUUACCUUGCUUGAUAAAAACAUAGCUUUUCUUAUCCAUGUAAAAUAAAUGAAUAAUACUAAUAACUUAAAACACAUAGAAACAGCUUCACUUGGCUCAGUGAAGUAAAUGUAACCUGCAUCCAGAGGCUUUAGACCUCACCCCAGUGGUCGCUGGUUUGUCUCUUGGCCACAACCCUCCACUGCAUGUCAUUCUCCACUGUCUGCUUCCUGCAUUUCUUGUAUCUCUUCAACUGUCCAUUUAGUAAGGGGGAAAAAGUAUGGUUUUGUUUGAUUGCAUGCAUAAAAUUUAAACAAUCUUGUAUACUUAGAAACAGAGUAUAUAAGAGUAUACAUUUUAAACACAGCAUCAAACUGAAUCUUUGUAUUCAACAAUAAAAUUGCAUAAAAUGGUGGCAAACAGGGAUGAAACAGAAUCAUCAAUAUCUUGCAAUUGCAAGAUCAGAGUGUCUUGAAACUUUUGUGGACCCAUGAAUUUAUGAAACGAUAAAUCCUCUAGGGGAAAAGUGUAGUUUUGUUUCAGCUGCAGUGGUUCAUAGUGGAGGGAAUAAGGAACUACAAAGACCAUUGUCUCAUGCCUGCCAGUCUUUUUUUACACUGUGCUCACUGCUUUAGAUAAGUCCACUUCAGUUAGUGUUUGAGCUUAUCAGUACCUGUGUGGAGUCUCAUGAGUCCCAUGAUGUUAUACCUCAAGUUAAGCCACAUUUGAAUUAAACCUGUGGCUAUUGUCUAAUUAAGUUUUUGAAAAUUUUCCGGCCAAAGAAACAUCUUGGUGGUCAGCUGCUUGUGAGAGUGGCUGAAAAGGUCUUGAGUUUGGCCUUUGACUGUCUUUGGGUAAAAAAAAGAAAAAAGAUUGUCCACCUUCAUUUGCUGCUGCUGCUGCAGGAAGUUGACCUCCUCCUUCUACCAUUUGAAGCAGCUUUGGUAAUCCCCCAAACCUUCUAGCGACUAAAAAAAUAAAAGAACUACAAAUUAAAAAUGGUAAUUCAGUGUGGAAAUCGCAGGACAUAAAGCUUGUUGGCUAAAUAAACAAGUUGCCAUUCGGUGAGACUAUAAUCAAAUAUCUGUCAGAAAAUAAGUCAAAUGUCAUCUUGAUGCAUUCACAUAUUUCAUCAAGAAAAGUCUCAAUUAUAUUCUGCUAAGGAAUUUGAUAAUUGAGACAAAGGCCAAGGUUACACAAGUUACUCACUAUAGGUGCACAAAUGAGUGCGCUUUUCAAGCUACUCAGAAAGUGUUCAAUUGUCUUUUAAUAUUGCAAUAAAUAUCAUAUCGCGUAAAUUAAAUAAUCAUCAGGCUGAUAUAACAGAAAGACACAGCAACCCUUCUUAAAAACGGUUCGAAAAAGGGCUUGCAAAUUUAUAAACAUUAAAAGUACCGCGGCUAUUGUGUCAAUGAAUCUGCCCUUGGGGGGUAUUUCUAAGAAGUGGUCUGGCCUUUCUUACUCUAAACUGCUGUGUCUGCCUGUGUUUACCGGUGCUUUAUAACUGAGCUUUGGUUUGCCCUCUUGUUAACUGAGGUGCUUUUGUGUGCGUCUUUAAAAGUUUGUGUUUCUGGUUCUCCAAAAACACAAGACCUCUAAUUCGGAGGUUGAAACAAACAACCGACACUCUCACCUCAAAGACAAACCGAGAGUCAUUGCGAAAGAGUAACACCUGUAAUUAUUAUAAUGAGGAAAGAUUUGAGAAAAGCUGUAAUUAGCCGGUGACCUGGUUUGAUUCUUGGGGGCCUCUGGAAACUGCCAGCCACAUUUAUGAAAACUUAAGUGUAACGACUUGUUGAGUUUGUCCAUGGGAACCAAAGAAAACCUGUGACUUUGAGAAAACAAGAGAUCAUAAACAAAGAUUGAGUGAAAGUUUAGUCAUUGUUGGUUUUAAAUGUAGACUUUUAAUCAGAAAUAUUCUACAAUAAUUUCUUUUCUACUCCUGCUGCAAAUCUGUUUUAUUUGUUCUUUCUGGAAUCACUUUAUCUCCUUCACCAUUUAUUUUUUCCGCAUUUUUUUUAGGAGAAACUUCGAUCUCAUGCAUUGCAAGUGAUUUAGUCUCACACUUGAAUAUUUUAUUCACUCUUUGCAGGCAAAUCAAGGCAAACUGCGCCGACUCCUUCACUGAGUACUGGACCUGUCUGGAUUAUACCAACUUGGCGGAGCUGCGUCGCUGCCGUCAGCAGCAGCAUGCCUUUGAUAGCUGCGUCCUUGACAAGCUGGGCUGGGAGAGACCUGUGCUGGGCGACCUGUCUAAGGUGAGCCUUGUGAUAGAAUGACUGUGCAUUUACGAUGCGAACGGCUCAGUUGAUGGGCUCUAUUCUUGCUGAUUGUGGGCUGUAUAAGAGGCACUGAUUGCAUCUGCAUAGUAGCCUCUGUAAGUAGCAGUACUGAGUAGGCAAAGCAUGAAUUUAUGACGCUUUUCUUUUCGCCAAAAGGCUUUGAAGGGGCAUGCAUAACUUAAUUUGAAGCACUAAUUAAGUUGCAGCUCUCCCAAAAUACCUCAAAUCAAUCUUGACAACAGCUUUUUUAGACUUUUAUUUCCAGACACUUCAUGUCUGCUGACACUUGCUCAGACCUGAGUCUUAAGUUUUCAGAACAUUUUAUCAGCUGCCUGGUAAAAAUGCCACUAAAGCAUGUUUUAAAUCACCCUUCAGAGAAAGCAGGAGAAUAGAAAAAGGACUCUAAAAUUUUGAUUUGCCUGUUCAAAAUUAAAGACUUGUGUUUGAGAUGGUUGGAACAGAAAAAAUUUAGAGAAAUUUUGAGAGUACACAAUCUAGAAAAGAAACAGACCAGAGCCUGAGGUUGCAGUGAAAUGUGAAAAAAUCAAGGGUUAAAGAGAGAAAUGCAGCAGGUAAUGAAGAAUUCUUUAGACUGAACCGUGUUCGCACUUUUAAUUUUGUGUAUAUCUGAUAACAAUGCCAUAAAUGUAACAUUUUUUUUACAGGUGACCAAAGUAGCGACCUCACGGCCCCUCCCCGACAAUCCUUACCACUCUAGACCUCGUCCUGAGCCUAACCCAGUCAUCGAGGGAAAACUAGAGCCCGCCAAACAUGGCAGCAAGUUAUUCUUCUGGCCUUGGUGAGGCCGCCCCAGAGUGUACAAAGCCUUCCAAAGCCAUGAGAUCUGCCCAAAAAUGCUCCAGCUAUUGUCACCAUCAUGACAGCUGAGGAGGUUUUAAGUUUCGGUGUAAGUUUUGCCACUUUUGUCAAAGAUCUUGAGGUCAUUUUUGUGCAGAGCUCAUGUGCCGACAGCGUCACAAACAGCUGUACAUCCAGCACCAUCAAACAGUUCAAUAAAGGAAGGAGGAGUGGAUGAUUGUGAACGCAGCCCAUGAAUCCACACAGCUUUCCCAACCCCCUCUGUAAAUGUAAUGAGUGAACAAAUGCAACAUGAUGUUAUUAUUGUUGUCCGAUAAUAAAAACAAUAUAUUAUAAUUUUACUUUGUGUCUUCAUUUAUGUUUGCAUCUAGCAGUCAGAUCAAGCAGCGUUUCUUAUAAGGCACCCGCAUGUUUGCACAUCUGUGUUUUGUCAGUGUGUAUUGCCAGGCUCAUGGAGGCUGAGGUCAAAGGUCAAGGUUGAGGGUCACUACCUGCAGCCAGAGAGAGCUGCUUCUGCUUCCUCCCUUUCUCCUGGCUUACUUCCUGCCUCUGACCUGGACUGGAAGAAGACAGGGGGAGUCAUUUUGGAGAUGCACAGAGAAGUCUAUUUUUUCUGCUUGCACACACACUCACACACAGAUACACACUCAUGACCUCAAGUGGAAGGAGAUGAGGAGUCCGUUCGAAGACCUGACAGCCUGUGGAACAAAGUGGACUGUGCCAGUACAAGCACACGAGCACACUGACAAGCCAGUGGGACGUUAUCCAAGAUCAAGGUUGGACAGUAAUGUGGGUGAGGGAGUCCUGAUGUAUUCAGGGCUCAAAAAAAGAUCAGUUCUUUUUUUUCUAAUAUGUAUCAGCUGUUUAGAAACCUCUUAAUAGCAGUUGUGACACUAUUUAUUCUGAUACUAGCUCUGCUGAAUGAUACCCACCUCCAUGAAAUGCCAAAUUUGGUGUUUGCCAGUAAAAUUAGAUAUUUAUUGUUGCAUUUGUUUCAUUAUUAAAAGCCCAUGAGCUGCAUGAUUUUUUAGCCAAAUGACAGCCCUAUUUGUGUGAUUACAGUGUUAGAGUUUUUUUUAUCUACUGCUUUCUAAUGUCACAUAAUUUGGUUUUAAGACAGCAGACUUUCCAACAGAACGCAGCUGUUUAUUGAUUCAAGAAAUAAAGGUUUCGUUCAGCUGUGUAAGGAGUUUGAAUUGCCUCUUACUGAGUUUGUGACUGUACGGUAGGUGAAUAUUUUAUGUGAAAGAAAAUGAAGUUAAAGGUCCUAUAAGAAACUUUCUGUUUAUGCCAUUUUUGGCGCCCCCUGUGGACAAAGUUGUAUUUGUUUUUUACCCACUACAUUAUUCAGUAGACACCUUUGACAAUCAAAUCUAUAAUUAUAGUGAAUAUUUAUGUAGGAAUUGUAAAAACAGGGCUGUUUCUCGCUGCUCAGGUGACACCAACCCCUCACUCCGGUUUCAGUCAUUGAGAAUGAACAUGUUUAAAUUGCUAGUCUUGUCACUGAUGUUUUCAAAAGGCAUCAAUAUGAAUCUCAGUCUAUUUCAUUUAUGUAAAAAAGCUUUAGGAGUUCCUUUGUGAAUUUGUAGGAUUAAAUUUGAGCUCAACCAGAGAUGGUGCCAUAAAAACAAUGUUCAGCUAUGUUUCAUAAUGAAGACUCAGUUUAGGAACAAGAGCUGUUCACUGAGGAAAAUCACCGGUAAUUGAAAUUGGCUAAAUUAUUACAUUUUUAUUUUUAUCAGUACCAGCCCUGGUCAAGUGUUUUGCCCAAGGACACUUCAGCAUGUGGACAGCAGGAGACAGGAUGGAACCCUGAACCUUUUGAUUGAGCGACAGCUGACUCUACCACUGAGCCACAGCCGCCCCUUCAGGGACUCUUGAGGUCAGGAGCUAUCAGGGCGAACUGUGAUCUUUAUUUAGAGUAUGAAUAAAAUGCUUUUGCUUAUUCUAGAUGGGGCAUUGAUAUCAUACCAACUGAAUUUGUUUUUGAUUCUUCAUAUUUUAACAUUUUUCCCACAAGUUUUUGUUUAUCCUCUGACAGCGAGUCACAGCUUUUUGCCAAGACUAUUUUCAGUGUGUUCAGUAGCUCUGUAUGUGCAGACAUGAGGGUGCUUGUCUCCUUGUUUUUACAGGGUGUCACUGACAGUGGUUGCAGAAAUCCCCCUCAUAAGGUGUGGUCUGGACCUGCAGCUUGCACAGGAAAAGCCUGACGGACCCUCUUCUGACCUGGACGGUGGGACAAAGAGUGGAGGAAAGGAGGUGUGGACGGAGGGAAACAAGGAGGAGAAGGGGGUGAGGACAGAUAGGAGGUGAAAGGAAGAAAAUAUUGAAGGAGGGGAAGAAGGAGGUGAUAGAGGGGAGGGAAAUUACAGCAAAUAAAAAGGAAAAUAAAAAAAAGAAAAGAGAAAAGUGAGAUGUAAAAAGAUAAAGCAGGGAAUGACCUGAUGGCAGACAGACAGAUUGGAGUCUUUGAGGUUGUCCAGUGGCUGUCUGUGAGGCCCCCGGGCUCGUGGCAGGCCUGUCUCCAUGCGACUUUCAGGAAGCGGAGGGUCAUCGUUUGACACGGUACCGCCACAGGAAAAGAGGCUCUGGCACAGGAAAGAAAUACAAUAUAGGGCUUUCACAAAGCCACAGCCCACCUGGGAGCCUGACGUGCUAAAAUACUCAAACAGCCCCGCUUGUUCAUAACACACGACUGUCAAUAUUCCCAUUGUUAAAGGCCGAGUUUGAGAUAAUAAAAGGAAUGCUGAAGUGUGGAUGAGCAAGCAGAGCUGGUGGAGGAUCGUGUUAUUUCCUUUAAUUCAACUUUGUGAGACUGAAGACGAGAUAUUAAGUCAGAUAUUGACAGUUUCCAGUCCCAGUGCUGUUGUGCGUUAUAUCAGCACUUUUGGAAAUCUUCUUGUCCAAUCAGAUUACUUGAUCAGAGCAAACAUUUGUAAACUUUGUAUCAAGAGCACAACGCUGCACUCUUCCUCUACGGGAUGUCUGCUGUAUCCAUUAGGAGCCCUGAACAUGUGGGUGCACUUCUUUUAUCCAAAUGUUGGUGUGUUUGAUUUGUUUAUGUUGGUGUACCUUCUUUGCCAUCUUCUUCUGUGAUCUUUAGACUGUACAUGUUACUGAGUGCUGCUUUCAUGUCUCCUCUUAUCCCGGCGUACAGCGCAGGGUGGCUUUGAACAGCCAUGCUGGCUGCUUUAUGAAUGAAACACACAACCACAAGCCACAAGUACCGUCUCUACGUCUACGGCCGCCACUUAUGGAGAGCAGUGAUCUGGGAGCUUCAAAAGAGUUACUCUCUCAUAGACAUGCAUGUGCACACAAACACAGCAGACAUUGUUCAUGUAGGUUCAUCAGGUUAAUGAGAAUAACCUUCAAAUCUUUGGAGGUCUGUGUAAAAGUGUGGCCUGAAAGAUAUUUGAAUAAAAAAGACAUGAUUUAUUAUUAAUGAGGCUUUAAAGGGAUAUUCUGGCGUAAAAUUAAUUUAGGGUCAAACACAGCGUAACACAGAGUAAGACACCCCCUCGAGAGAUGAAUGUUGCCAACCGCUUGCUUCUCUAGUUAUACCAACUUUAGUAACGACCACAGAUAGCAAUACAUCUUUUUAACUUUGCCCGAUUUCUUUAGCAAAGAGAGGAAGCACAACUCACCUACUCUCUUCCAGCAGCCGCUCGUUUGUAGCGAGACCUCGGGCCAAUCCGUUAUGGACUACAGCGGGGUGACACAGCUCAAGGAAGAACAUUUAUGAUCAUUUCUUCUGAAAUGCAAUCAGACUGAGAUGCUAAGGCAGAAGAACUACCACGUCUGCAGAGCAAAAUGAUUAAUAUGAUGAUUAUUACUUGAAGGAAAUGAUAAAGUAAUGAUCAUAAAUGUUCUUCCUUGAGCUGUGUCACCCUGCUGUAAUAGAUUGGCCUGAGGUCUUGCUACAAACAAGCGGCUGCUGGAAGAGAGUAGGUGAGUUGUGUUUAAUCUCUUUGCUAAAGAAAUUAGGCAAAGCUAAACAAAGAUGUUGGUGGCUAGUGCUAUGGCUAGGACCCUAUAUGUACUGUUGAUGAAGUUAGGUGCUGUUCUGAGCAUUAUUUGUGGCUAUAGAGUGGCGUUUUGGUUGAGGUUUGCUUGUAGCUCCUCAGACCGCUGUGUAUUGCUAUCGUGCGGUCGUUACUAAAGUUGGUAUAACUAGAGAAGCAAGCGGUCGGCAACAUUCAUCUCUUGAGGGGAUGUCUAACUCAGUGAUAUGGUGUGUUUGACUCUUAAUUAAUUUUACACCGGAAUAUCCCUUUAAAUACAACUUGGAGGACUUUGACUUUUAUGCUGUAUUGGGCCGCCCCAGUCAAAACACUGAAAUGUAACCUGUCCACACACAGAAGUCCUGGGUGCUCAAAGUCUCCCUCUGUGUGGUGACGGAGUGAUGACCACGGCCUGUGUUUUGCAUUCCAAGCAGUCAUGCUUCACAGCCUCCCUUUCAUGCUGCAGAUUUGCCAAACGCCUCUGAAUGAUGCGCUUAAGACAACAUUUAGUGAGUUUAAAAGGUUUCAGCAGAGGUGUUGGCUGGUCAAAGACAAGACAGAGCAGGAGAGCUCUCGCUUCAGAGCACGCUAAAGACGCUCGGUCACACACUCGCUGCAGGACAAUCGAACACACUGACACAUUUGCAUGCAGUUAACCACAAUCAUGUACACACUGGAAGAGGUGCGUGAUAAUAAAGACACACAGGGGAUCAAAACACAUUUUGAUAUUUGCGAAUCUUAAUAAAACGGGAAACGUUUGAUUUGAAUGUCAGAACGGCUUUAAACAACUCGAUGGAGAUCUGAAGAGGGAUUUUCCAGGAGCUCAGCCUUCGUUGAGUCUGUUUACUCAAAGUGUUUAAAAAUAUCCACUCAUUUCUUUUCUUUGUGUGUUUAUUUGGAGGUAUCUGAGCAAAUGCACUAAUGUGAAGUAUGUGUUGAAAUAAGAUGUCUAAAUGACAGCUCGGGCUGUUGUCACACAGCUUAACACUCAAGGAGUUGCGGUCUGGGGGCCUAACAGUGCACUGCUUAUGCCCGCAGGUGUGUGUGUGUGAGUGUGUGUGCAUGAAUGAGUGAGUGUGUCUAUGUGUUUAAUGUGGGCCUGCAGCUUGAAGUGUUUGUAUGUUUGUGCCUUUGUAAAGUUCAUGUGUGUGUGGUGCCGCUGCAGCUCCUUUCGGGCUGGCCUGUGUUUAUCUUGGCCUGAUCCCAGACCUUCAUCACUUCUCCGCUGAUAGCUCCAUUCCUCCAUCCCUCUGUCCCUCAGGCUAUUUACAAGUCUACCGCAGACUGCCUUUUUCCCUGCGUGCCAACAUCCAAUCCGUUUUCCUCCCUGUCCUCUCCUCUCCUUGCUUUCACACUGUCGUCAUCCGCUUUAUCUCACUCUGCUUGCUUGAGGAAAUCUUUCCUGUCUUUCUCUCUCUCUCUUGUCCUCUCAGCCAAAGGGACCAAAUCUGGCCAAUUUGGAGCAUAUAUGCACAUCCACCCUUUACUCAUUCUCUCCUCUGAUUCAUAUGUUUACACAGCACAGUGGGGACGAGAGAUUUGUCUUUCUGUUCUCCAUGUAGAGACACAAUUUAAGUGUUUGCACCAUGAACUUAUUUCAUACUCUAAUGUGGACUCUGAAGAGUAAAAUCAAUGUUUUAAACGCAACUCUGAUGGUUUAAUGAUUAUAUGUUCUGUGUUGUACUACAGAAAGUCAUUUAGCUUUCAUCAAAUGAUGUCAAACUUGUUAAUGGAGGGGAAAAAUUGAGCUUUUAUUUGUACAAUCCUCUGAGCGACAAAUUAGAGCUUGGGUACGGCAGUUAAGGCAAAGUGCUACUUAUAACCGUAGAGCUGGGGAACAGCUGAGUCCAAAAAAGUCAAACAAAAGCUAGAUUUUAAUCUAAUAUGGCAGAAAUUAAAAGGAAAUUUGUGAAAAAGGUAGCUUACACUUUAGAAAUCUUGACACCACAACUCGGUUUUACUAAUCUGACCUCUUAGCCAAACUUUUUUUAGUACUUUGUUAAAUGAAUGUUGUGUUCAGUCUGAUUUUUUUUACUCACACCUUUUCUUUUUGUCAUUUUAAAACUAACAUUAACACCGAUGCCUCUGAGUGACCUACCAAAGUGAAAGAGACCAGCAGGGAAAGAAGAUUCACUAUUUCUACAGCACAUGGUUAUUUUUGAUGCCUGAAACUUCUGCUGAGGGUGUGUGCCAGAAAAAGUAGGUGAACACACUCUGCGGAAACAUCCUUUGUUUUCAUUUUCCUCUGCAAAGAUAUACUUGAAAGUCAAAAUGAAAGUACUCCUCAUCUGUUCAAUAGUUAAAAUCUGCUGUGAGAUGAGGUAUCACCAUAGGCUGUAAAUACUAUGGACAACUUGGUUCUGCUGUCUGCCAGUAUAAGGAUUUGAAGCUGAAAAGCUCUCUGUGUUUCCGUGAAUUUUCUCCAUUUCCCGAGACCAACAUUACGCAGUAGAGGGCAGAUUGCGUCCAUUCUAUAUACAGUCUAUGGGUAUCACUUAGAUCACAGGGGGCGCCAAAACUGGUACAAAUUCCUCCCAAGAGCCUCAGUAUUGAUAUCCAGUUGACCUUUUUUUGUGAAUCAAGCUUACAAGUGUGGAUCCAGACUUUUUUUUUUUUUUUACUGGGUAGCACUAACUGGGGCGUGGCCUCUUCGUAAGUAUGCGCACUUACACGAACACAGACUCACACCCACAGAAAAAUGAACAGCUUUAAGAAACAAGUCUAUCUUUAAUGGACUUUGAUCUGCUUUGACCUCUGUCAUUUAAGUAUCUACCAGUUAUAACUUUUAAAAGUACGUAGUCUGGAGGGGGCAUUUUUUUAAAAAUUCACGUGUGAUUUAGUAUCUUGAACUUUUUAUAUAUCGCACGUGCGAUUUAGUAUCUAGUGUGAUUUAGUAUCUCGACUGUGCAUUUUUUUAAUAUGUAUCUCAUACGUUCGUUCUAUUUGUAUCUUGCACAUGUGUUUUUGUAAAUAAUCCUCCGCGCUCCUCAUUUGUGAGAGAAGAAGGACAGUGUCAUGGACAGAAAGCAUAUUAUCAACAUUUUCUUUCAUUUAGGUAUGACUCACAAAGAGAUACUCUAUAGCUGGGCAACAUUUGGUAUUGUUUUGAGAAGGAGACACCUCAUCAGGAUCCUUACGGCACAGGGACUUUGCCAUUGGUGAUAUUCAGACUUGGAAGAAAUUAUUUUUUUUAUUAACGAACAGUUAAAUCACACAUGCUAUAUAAUAAAACGCACAUGCGAAUUUAAAAAAACAAACUAGUUCAUGUCCCCUCCUGGGCUCCGUAAAAAAUGUGGCCAGACUGAGGGGCUACGUUUAAAUACUUCAUAUUUGAUCUUCAUUGGAAAGGCUGCUGUGAGGAACUUUUGGAUUGUGUUGAUUUUGGUGCCCCCUGUGGACAGAGUGAUGAGUCCUAUAUCUUGUGCUGUACAUGUAAAAAUAGUGUUUUCAGACCAAAACUUCAUUCUGUAGUCUUUUCAGAGAGAAACAUAUCACUCAGUGUGAGUAUUUCCUGCAGAUUAAGGACAGGUCUGUUUGUAUUUGUGGUCUGCUGUCAGUCAUAUGGUCUGACACCUUUCCUCUCACAGCAGUUUCACACAUUAAGAGUCACCAGCUUUGUUGCAGUGGUGUUUUUUUUUUUUGCUUUGGAAGGUCAUUAAAAGACACCAGCAUCUAAAGCACGACUAAAAAUAAGAAGUCCUCAGUUUGAAUCAGAACUGCAGGGGUGAUUCGUCUGGAGUUUUACAUUAAAGUUUACACUUUCUGACAGGAGGACGAUGACUGGAUCUUUGCUCCCAGUCCCCAAAGUUCAUCACUUUCCUUUAGCAUCACCUCAUUUCUACUUUACACAAAACUACUCUGACCCCAAACCACUUCAGAGUGACUUUUCAAUUGUCACCUCUUAUCUUUCUGACUGAAUUACAGCUUCAAAAGGACUUUCACUCAAGUAGAAUGAGCACACUCACAGUUUACACUCUAAACUCCAGCCAGCAGUUAAAGUCCUGCCAGUAGCCAAAGUUGACUUAUUCCCAUGUACUGUGAAGCCAGUGUCACCCUAAUGCUGUUGUGCUUGUGGUUUCUGGAGGUAUACUGACGCAUUCCUUGGCCGUGCGCUCAUCUAAACAAAGCUAGUUAAAGAGGACACACAGGGGCUCGGGCUACACACUCCUCUGGGUGGCUCCUAUCUAACACAGGGCUCACGGAGUUUAGGGUUUCCUACGCAUGUCAAGGUAGGUUAACUGUUCCCCGUGUUAGGCGGCUCUGAGGCCCUGGUGGGCUAUCACUCAGGCUCUUUUCCUCUCCCACCACGCCCUCCACCCACCUACCGCCUCGCCUACGCUGACGCACAGGCCGUCUUCUGGCUGUCCUCCCUGGUUUGCAUGCCACAUUUUACCCUUUUUCCUUGUCUGUGUGUCUCAGACCUUACAUCCCCUCUUUUCUUUCCACUCAGAUCAUGGUGUGUCAGAGCGCUCGCUUGUCAGCUUUAAUUACUCUCCCUGUGCUUUUCUGCAUUUAAGGAAACUCUUGCUUUCCUUGAGAGUCUUUAAAGGAGCUGAUUUUCUUGCUGCAGGUGUUGAGGACAAAAUAAAUUAUGUUCUGCUUCUUUGUCGAAAAUGUCUUUUUAAAGCAAGCAGCAACCUCCAGUGUUGAAAAAUUAAGUCUAAAACUGCAGUGUCUAAAGAAUCCACUUGGGGCUGGAUACAAAAUCCAGGGAAACCCGUAAGAGCCGUUAUUGAAGUAUCUGUUUUACAGCUGAAUAAAUCAUGUUUGCAGCUGGUACCAGACACAAUUUGUUCUCUGAUAAUACUGAGUAACAUGAAGAGUAGGUUAUAAAGAAAUAUGGUGCCAAUCAUUGUUGGAUGUUAUUGCUCCUCUUUAGAAACUUUGAGACAUUUCAUUGGUUAAACUACGAAAGAGGAUUAGGGCCACAUAAUGAGAAAAAAAAAAUGACAGGACGGAGAUUUAAGUCAACAUUUCGAGAUUAAAUUUUUUUUUUAAUUUUGAGAUUAAAGUUAAAAUUUCGACUUAAUUCAUGUAAUUUCAAUUCUUUUAAUCUUGACUUUUUAAAAUUUCAACUUUAAUCUCGUAAUGGAAAUUCAAAAAAUCUCCCUCCUGUAAUUAUUUUUUCUCUUCUUGUGGCCCUAAUCCUCUUUCGUACGAUACAGUCUAUCUAUAUUCAUUAAAAUAACUUUUUCACAGACAUUUGUUUAGAAUCCAUGAAUGAUUCUUAAUGUUUUCAGACGCUUGCUGGUCAAGAUUGGUCUGAGUUUCAUAGAAAACAGCUUGCGUCGUCACGUGUGUUCAGGUCUUUUUGGAUCAUGUUUAAACUGAAGUAACCCUUUUUUUUUAAUCAUCAAGCUAAAUUGUAAGCAUGUCAAACUCAAACGCUGUUUUCUGUUGCCUUCACAUCAACACAAACGGCGUGUUGUUUGUUUCAUAAUCCAGUGUUGAGGCUCUUUUGUUGUGUUUUUUAAAGCUCCCAUGAGGAACUUUUGGUUUGCGUACACGUCACUGCCCCCCUGUGAAGCUGUCUUUUCUUAUCUUUUCCUCUACAGGCUUAGGUAUCACCUUCUUACAGAAAAAUCCUAUCUUCUGUUAUAUUUAUUGUAAAUAUUUAUUGUGGAAAAAGUUUAAAAUGACUGUUUCUGUAGCUGCUUGGCUGACACCUAUCUCCUAUAGCACUAAAAUAACAAGAUUAAAACACUCUUAUUACUGAUGGUCUUGUUUGCUUUCAUAUAGCAAAAAAAAUGCAUCAAUAUAGAUUUCAGUCUUUCUAAUUUCAGUCUAAAAAUCCCUCAUAGGACCUUUAAACAUGAAUUUUUACCAGCUUUUCAGUUUCAAUGUCACCUGCUUUCAAAACAAGGGUUUUGUUAUUGUCUGUAUUCAAAGUAAGAGCUAUUUUUAAAAGCAGUCCUACUCCCUUUCAUUCAUCUUUAUAGGAUUUUGUCCACAUAUAUGCAUUUCUGCGUCGACUUUUUGAAGCGUGUUUUUAAACAUCUGUUGUUUUUGUCCUCAUUUCCUAUUUUCAAGUCCCUCUCACUGUCUUACAAUCAUGUUUAUUCCACUUUUUUUAAAUGUCUAGUCAAAUUCAGGAUUGUCAGCUUUAAAUGAAGCAAGCACCUCCUCCUCUCACCUCUCAGUUGUCUGCAGUGUUGUUAUGUUUGGGUCGCUGUGAGGUAGCGAGAGAGAGACAGUCCAGUCCUUAAAUCUCACACGUCUACGCCUGCACACAUAAAUAAUCACACCACUUCCAGGUUUACCGAGCCUGUUAGUGUCCUUUACUAAACAAGCUGUGUUACAACUCUGUUGCUUGACUGUGAAUGCAGGCAGUUUGUGAGUCCAAACUAAAAUAACUUUUUGCAGAAGAAAAAUAAACGGACAGGGAUUUUUCCUGAGAGGAAACCUUUAGUUUACUAUAUGACAUGUUUCUUAAUAGUGCUAAAGUGUUCAGUGUUCUUUAAAUAAACAAUGUGGAGUUUUGCAUAGUGGGGCAUGAAAGAAUGCAGGAGUCUCGCUGCCCCGCUCACACAUGUCAGCAAUUUGGCUGCCUUGUGUAUUUUGGAAGUCGAAAAAAAAAGGAACAUUUCAAAGUAAACGAAAGAAGGAAAGUCUUAUCCGCCUGGCAGCUGCGCUCCGGACCAAAUUGCUUUCAGCUGAUGCGCUGCAGCUCAAACUUGCUUGGGUAAUGUCAAGUGAUGCAUUGCAAUACUGAGAAAACAACACAGACAAAAAAUAAAUAAGACGGGAGAGAAAGGCUGGAAAGUUCCAGUGAAGCCCACAAAGCCCAGCGACACACAGACACACUCAUGGACACUUUAAGUUUAAUUUUUAAUCAUUCUUCAAUUUGGUCAAUAAAAUGUUUUACAGAGCCCCUGAAGCCUGCAGAGGCAACCAGUUUUUAUCUUGUACACACAACAAAUUAUACAAUGCACAUACAAUUUAUGGCCUUUUUAUGAUGUGUGAUGAAUCAAGCACAAAUAUUCAUUUUUGGCCAAAAAAAUCACAAUUAUUUCUGAAAAGAUCAAAUGCAUAUCAGGUCUUUCUUUUGUAGUAGUAAUGAGCUGGAGACAAUGAUUGAACACAGAAAUCCAUAAUAUCACUAAUUUUGCCUUUUGAGCUGCAGUUACUCCACAGUAAAAGUGUUUGAUACUAAAUUCCGUUUUUUUCAAACAUACCUGUACCUAAAAAAAUGGACCUAGAUUAUUUUAUUUUAGCUGAGUUUACCCUGACUGAACACAACAUGUGGCGCACCCUUCACUCCUCCCAGCAGAGGGCUCUAUCUUUUUAAACACAAGAUGCUAGUUCGAGUGUAACGCUCGUAAAAAUAAAUUACAGACAUUAUUGACAUAAUCAAAGAUACUGGUAUAUUAUGACAUUUAAUUCGGGUGACCAUACAUCCUCUUUUACCCGGACAUGUUAUUUAUUUUUUGGGGGCUGUCCGACAUUGUCAGGGGGAGUUUAUAAAAUCCUUCAAAUGUCCGGGAUUUUGUUUGGAAAUUUUGAGUUUGUGUUGUGUGGACUUAGGGCGUUAGAAGCGCUUAAAAAACAAUCAACCAGACCCGAAAUACUCUCAAAAUUUACUUAUCGUGACUCUGUGACUCCGCCCCUGUUUAGUGGUGUCGUCUUUUGGGGAUUCAGAAUAUCGUCACCCUAAUUUAAUGAUAGCAGAUAAUGACAAACAGAAUCAGUACUAUUGAUGGACAUGCAAGGAACAGUGCACAAGUUAUUAUACUGUGUACAGAUUUAUUACCAGUAGGGCUCUAAAGCACAUGAAAUUUAGAGUUAUAUAUUAUUGUGAAUGAAUGAAUGAAUGAAUGAAUCACAAACAGCCAAGCAAUGGUAGGUACUUGCUUCCAUUUUCAAGUGAAACUAAUGCAAUUAUGAUAUUUUUUGUAGCAAAAGCAAGGACAUUAUGAGCAAAGGAGGAGAUCAUAUUCAAAAAGGGGAAGAGCAACACUUGUAGACGUGAAAUAGAUCCAAACCUGAACAAACUGAUGAGAAGUCACAUAAAACCCCUCAAAAGUUCAAAUUUGUUGUUCAAGUAAAGUUGAGAAAAUUCUUCAUCUCGCACACGCCAAUGUCCAGGUCUGCAGCAGCUGCUGAUGAAGAUAAUAAUGAUGCACAUGCUAUGAUUUAUUUCCCACAUUACUUUGUGUAAAUGCACGCUGGCAUCAGCUGCUAUCUGACAAACAUGCACUGAAUGCCAGUGCAAACAAACUCUUUGGAAAACAAAUGAAGGUGUAAAUCAAGAAUUAUACAAGAUUUGUUUUUCUUCCAGUGUGAGAGCGUGCUUCCACAAAUACACUCCAAUAUUAAAUCUUCCAGCACAUCAAUAAAACCUUUGAAUCACAAAUUCACUGAAAAUAUACAGCACAAUUACAUAGUUUCCACACACAAACACACGGGAUGGAUACAGUGAUGUUUCAAGGCGAGGGGAGGUAAUUGGAUUUUCCAUGUUGAGGAAUUUGUUUCAGGUUUGUUAACAGAACAUCUGAUUUUAGAGAGUUAAGAUUUCAUACCUUUAGGAUCAUGUUUAUCUAUAAAUUCAUGCUCAUGAAAUAUCCCCUGAUGCUGAGACUCAUCAUCAACAUCAUUUGUACCUUUUGUUUUAGGUUUUCACAGAAGCAUAUUCACAAAUCAUAUCACUUUGAAAAUGUUUUAACCUUCGACAGUGAGUUUUACAAGUGUUGUUUCCUGAAGUUAGGACCUAACGGGGUUUUAAAUGAUUGGUCAAUAAAACAUUUGUAUAAAAACCCUUUAGAAAAUAAUGCAUGACUGAAUCUUGCAUAUUAAUGUGGAUCAAUACUGUGGUGCUAAUAUUUGAUUUCAUUUUAAAUCAAGUCCCUUUUAUUUUCUUUAUACAGACAUUUAAUAAUUGAUUUGAAAUAUAGCCGGAGGUAGACGUUUAAGUUACUGUUAAUUUAGUGGUCUGUAACUGUAGCUCUAGGUUUAUGAAUCUCUAAUAAACGGUCGUACCGUGAAGACAUGGAUGUUAAAGACUUCCAUUUAAGAUGACCAAAAUUACGAUCUUUUUAGAAGUUUAAAUCUUGAGUCAUGACAGAAAAAGUUCUCCAAAAAGUUGUGACAUGAAAAAGUCAGAAAGAGUCAUAAAUUCACAAGAUAAAGGCUAAAUUAAGAAGAUUCAAGUCUAAAAUCAUGAGAAUAAAAGUGUAGCUUACAAGAGUAAAGUUGUAAAAGCAAAAAGAGCCAUAAAUUGGACUUUGUAAUAAAAAGUAAAACAAGAAAAGGUAUGAUUAAGUCAUAAUACUUAACAAGGACUUAUAAAAAAGUAAUUAAUUUAUGGACUAUUUACAAGAUAAAGGCACUGACUAUUGUUUGGUGGUCAGGCGUGGUAAACAUACGGAGUUCACUUUAAAUGUAGGCGAGUCAUUCCCACUAAUACGUUUUUUUAAGCCCCUAGUGUAAACAAAACCACAGUUUCAUGGUGGCCAAUCAGAUUUCAAAGAUGGCCGUGGUGCGGCUUAUUUAGUGAAGUUAGACUCAGCAGAUGAGGACAAACAGCAGCUCAGACUGUGUUUUGGGCAGUCCCAAAACCAUUUAUGAGAUUUAUUAUAAAGUAUAACGUCACAAGAUGAUAUUCCUCUUUAAAAUAGCCCGUAGUCCAACUCCUGCCCAAAAGUAUGACUUUUUUUUGUCCUAAAUUCAACCCUAUUUUCUUAAAUUUAAUGCCCUUCUCUUUAAUUCUUCAACUCAAAAUCUCAAUUUUUUUUAAAAGUAGCCCUAAUGCUUUGACAUAGAUAUCACAAUUAUUAGAUUAUUUGUGUGGUCUUGGAUUAAUGGAAAUUGUUUAAAAAUUUCUGAAAUGAACAGUUACAUUUAUUGUCAUGUGUAAAGAACUGUUAGUUCAAUAUUUGUAUGCUGUUAAUCAACACUGAUAAGGUGAAUUAGUAAUCUAGAAAGAGGGAGGCAGACGCCUUCUUUACCUUAGAGUUAGGGCUUAAUCAUACACACUCCAGACUGUGCAAUUUUCUAUUUCAUUAUGUUCUUGAGAGGAAAACAUGGCCUUGUUUUCUCACUGUUGUUAAUUUUAAACAUGAAGAAAUAACUCCGCAGAAGUCUGGUUCAUCUCAAAGGUCUCACUCUGACAAAAUAUUUCCCCCUCCAGAUUCACCACCUGCACACCCUGGACUCUUUGAGCAAAAACAACACACUAGUUUUAAAUCAGAAAAAAAAAAAAAAGAAAAAAGUUUUGGGAACCUUGGUCCAGUCCAACCAGACGAACCAGAGUGCUGCAUGAGCACAACAGGUUCACUAACUCUCCCCCUCAGUCCCUGCUCUGUUUACAUUGCGCUGGCAGGGCGAUCUGGAAGUGUUUGGCUCGGCUCCGCGCUCACUGGGAACUAUCAGACGAUUCACAUUUUAAACUAUUUUGAUAUCAGCUCUGUGGAGAGUUGCCAUUUCCCUGAGAACAUGACUUGCCUCUGGGCUCUGGGGCCUGUCGCACGGCCAGAAGAAUAAACACAGUGAAGGGGAGGAGGAGAGAGGAGAGAGGAGGCGGGGAGGGAUGAAAGAGGGUGAUGUGGGAGAGAGAGAGAGAGAGAGAAAGAGAGAUAGAGAGAACUUCUGAAAUAAAAAGAGGUUUUAAAAAAAGAAAUAUAAUCUCACUUUGUGGCGGAAAUCUCUCGAGCCUGAGGAUACAUCCAGUGUUAUUAGACUCUGUGGAAAAAAUAAGUUUCAGAUAAGUGCCUACAUUCAUCAUAUCAGAUGGAACAACAAAGAUAUACUAUAAAUAGAGAAGUGCAAAGACCAUAUUUGAGCUCAUGAUCAUGAUUGAACAGUGUUUGCUGCAGUGAGCUCCGGGCACAAGCUUUUGUGGUGAGUAAACGGCUCCUAUGCAGAGGUCAAAGGUGACUGAAUUAUAGGGGAAACCUCCAGCCUGGGUUAAUUUGGUGAGCUGUUAAAUUUCACCCUGCUCAUGCACUGCCUAUAAAGCUGUGUAUGCGCGCGUGUACGUGUGUGCAAGUGUGUAUGUGUGUUGUUUGAGUUUAUCCUGAGACUGUCGAAACCUCAAAAAUAAAGACAUGUCUCUCUGGUUUUUGACUCUAAUAACUUUUUAAAAAGUUGUAAAUGAGCUGAUAUUAUGACAUUAGUCCUGAACAUUUCAUUCAGUGCCUAGGCUACCCUGCAUUAGAGAGGGAAAUAUCAUGUUUUUAACAACAUCACAUUUUUAUAUGCUUUGGGCUAUAAUCAUAAUUAGAUUUGAAUAUAAAUAUGUUACAUGUGACACUGUGUAACAAAUCCUAUUCUCUCUCUCUCUCUCUCUCUCUCUCUCUCUCUCUCUCUCUCUCUCUCUCUCUCUCUCUAAAUGGUACUUUUUAAUUGACAUUUCAUGAACACAAACGGAUUAUCAUCUUGCAAAUUUCUGGACAGGCUCUUUCACACCAAUUGUAAACAUUUCACAUUAUUUUACCUUUGAUUUUAAGAGUUUAUUUCUGUUUAUUUUUGUUCUUUUCAGCUAAAAUCUUUUACUUUUACCUCUGAGGUCAAUUUUUUCCAUGUGUUAACUUUCUUAGGCGUUUUUACAUGAACAAAAUAAAACAAAAUAGAAUACAAUAGAAUAAAACAUAACAAACCACAAUUGUAUAUAUUAGAAUAGAUUAGAAUAGAAUGGAGUAGAACAGAAUAAUAGAGUAUAAAUUAGAAUAGAAUAGAAUAGAAAAGAGUAGAAUAGAAUAGCACAGAACAGAAUAGAAUAGUAUAAAUAGAAUAGAAUAGGACAGAAUAGAACAGAAUUGUAUAAAUUAGGAUAGAAUUGAGUAUAAUAGAAUAGAACACACUAGUAUAAAUUACAAUAGAGUAGAAUAGAACAGAAUAGAACAGAGUGCAACAGAAUACAAGAGUAUAAACUAGAAUAGAAAAGAGUAGAAUAGAAUAGUACAGAACAGUAUAGAAAAGCAUAAUUUAGAAUAGAAUAAACAGAACAGAUAGAAAAGUAUAAAUAGAAUAGGAUAGGAUAGAAUAGAACAGAACAGAAUAAAUCAGAAUAGAGUAUGAAUUAGAUUUUAUUUAGUGUGUCUAACAGUCAAAAUGGCUAUGUAGCUGAAACUGUCAGUGUUGACUGAGUUUGACUUAGGUCAACUUUUAAAUGCAUGUUUAUUUUUUCUUAACCCACAUUGGUGAACACUGUGAUAGGUUUUCAUGGGAAUCAAUUGCCUUAAACUGUCUUUAAUUUAACACACUAUAAAAUCCAAAGUCAUACCUUGAAAUCAUUGGUUUACACACUUAUAAUCACUUAUGAGUGUUUUUUAUUUCUCCUACUUUCUGUAAACAGAAUCUUCACAUGAGAGCACUAUAUUAUACUGGAUAAUUGCCGUAUGUAACUUUGCUAUUAAAAUGUAACUUUUAAAGUGGGGAUGACUGACGGUGAGUGACAAAUGUCUGACUUGGAGACUUUCCUCAUUUUAAACUUUAUGAGGGCUGACUCGUAGAAAAGCAGCUGUCUCGAACCUCCUUGUGUUGCCUUCAAAGCUCUAUUAAAACUGACACACACUCCGCUAAUUACAAGUCAGCUGCACUCACUUGAAUGGCUUGUUUCCUUUUGAAUUGUGAUUUACAGUCAUUUCUAUAACCCGCUGUGACAGUCUUGACAAGAGGCAAACACUAUGCUCUGUACAAUAAAAGGAUUGUGUUGUUCUAUGCAUGCAUUCUUGCGUGGUUGUGUAUGUACAUAUUGCUAAAAUGUAAUAACCCUCUGGCCAAUCAGCAGGCCGGCCUUUUCUGCUGCGAGUUGAGUGACCUAUUAGCCAAAUGUGUUUAUUCAGUGUUUAGUCACUAUUACCCUCAGUAUGAUCCCUGCGCUAAAGGGCUAAUGGCUGCAAAUUUCCCCCUCAGCUUGACUCCACCAUAAAAUAAUUGAUCGCAUGUGAGAGAAACUGGCACGCGUUUCCUCUUUUUUUUUUUUUUUUUUAAAAAGAGGUGAUAUCAUGCGGUCAGGCUGCUUGUUUGUCACCGAGAUAGUGUGAUUGCUUCCGGGGUCGGAGAAAGAAAGGAGAGAAGGAAAAGGAGAGAUGGAUAAAAGCGCAAUGUGGUUCUCAGUGAGGCACUUUGGCAUUAAAUCACAUAUCAGAUGAAAGGGUUAGAUUGCUCACGAGCCAAUGAGAGUCAAACUGCAGGUUUAUUUGUGUUGGUUUUAUUUUCCUGAAAAAUGAAACUGAAAUGCAGUAAGUGUUCCUACAGGUGAGUAAAUCAUUCUUAAAGCUCUUUCUUUUUCAAUCAGGGAGAAAAGUCUCGCUCUUACCGCUCAGAUUACACGAUCAAGUUAAAAGGAUAAUCUUCUUCCAAUACAGUUCAUUAUUUUGUAAAAGAGGAAAAAAUCUGCAACUUCUUUAUUGCGAUAAACUUGAAAAUAACAUCUGCUACUUCAGCUGACCGUGUGUGUGUGUGUGUGUGUGUGUGUGUUUGGACUAGUCUACCAUGAUAUCUUUCUUUUUCUUUUGCUCUUUUUUUGUUCUGUGCAUUUGUAAUUAUUCAUCAUGAGCAUCCAAUGUAACACUACCCUGAGCUUAGAGUUGUGUGUGUGUGUGUGUGCAUGUGUGUGUCAGUCCCCUAUAUGUUACAUUUACCUAAACCGCGGCUCUCUUUUUCCUGCUUCAUUUUGACAAAUUUGCGUUUCCAGGAAGUCUCUGAGGUCAGCGCUGCAUCUGUUGUUACUUAGGUCCAAGAUGUAGUCGAGCACUUGCACACACACACACAUAUAUUCAGACACACACACAUUCAUGGCGCAGGAGCUCCUUUGUAUAGGUUACCAGAGAACUGAGACCCAAUCAGACAUGAAGGCGUGUUUAAAGUCCACAAAGUGACUUUAAAGAGGAGUCCAGGUCUAGACCUCCAGAUUUAACAGGAGGUUAAGAGGGUGUUUGUAAGGGAAAUGGAUCAUCAUUUUAAAGACACACUCCGAUGAAAAUCAUGUUUUUUUUGUUUUUUUAUAUGUUCAUGUGACGUUUUUCUGAUGCUUCAUAACAUAUCAUGAGAAAACUUAAUGCAAAAUUAAUUUUCUGAGAAUUUAUUCGUUUAAAUCGCUGUAAAUUUCUGACAGACCCAAACAGCAGGUUCAGAAACAGUGAGAUUUUAUACGUAACCAAUCCAAGCUCCGCCCGGGAGCCCCGCUAUGCAGGCCACACUCUGCAUAUAGAGGAGAAAUAGAGAGGACGAUCACAGAACAAGCGUGUGCGUUAGCGGAUCACAACGCUUGUAAGAAAGCUAAUUAUGAUAUCAGCUUUUAUUGUGUCCCUAAAGACAUUAGUGUCCAAGAGCUGAAUAGCUUCUAUGUUACCUGCCACUUCUACUACACCGGCAAUGUUAGGCUGCAAGCUAACGUGAAGAGGAGUGUGCAGAGCAGCGCUGUCUCUGCCCACGACUCAGAGGAGAAUUGCUAAUGAGCUACUAAAGCUCUGCAGAAGAAAAGCCCUUAAAAUUACACAGGUAACGUGAUUUUGGCUAAAAACUUUAUUAUCACAGUUUAAAGACCACUGAGAACAGUUUGGGUUGUAAAAAAAACUAAAACAAUCGGAGUGGGACCUCAAGGGCUGUGAUUUAGAGUUAUGAAAUCACUUUAGCAUUACACUCUGACAAACUAUUUUCUGGAGAAAAGCAACAAAAUAAUAAAUCAAAAUCAUUAAAACACAAGAAACAAAGUUGGUUACAUACAUUAAUGGGGUAUGAAUACACAUAGAAAUAUGUAUUUAGACCAUGGCAGCGAAACAACUGUAUCAACCUGAAACAGACAACAGCUUUUACUUUUCUUAAAAUAUCUCUGAGAAAAGUUGUAUGAUGGACGUUUAGUCAUUAAAUCUCAACGCUGAUUACAACAGACGGCAUCACUUAUCUGUAAAGCGAGUGGACCCCCUCAUGACUGAGGCCAUCUCUGACUCACUUGAGGGUCCAGGAAGAAGAAAAAGAAGAGACAUGGUGGAAACAAAAGUAAUUGAUUGGGGGACAAUUUGGUUUUGUCCAGGUCUGAUGUACGAUCAAACUAGACCAUCAAAAAGAGGUUCAAGCCUGAAGCUUUGAGUAAAGAGGGUGUCUGCCUUCUGGACCAAAACUGGUACAUGAGGUUUCGUUUGGCAUGGUUGAUUGUGUGAAGCCGGUUGCCCACUUAAUAUGAAGUCAUAGUGUCCAUUCCAACACACUUACAGCCGUUUACUUGCUGCUUCUCACUUGACAAAAGACAGUAUUACCACCAUGUUAGUGACCAAUGGCAAAGAUCUGUCAUCUACUGGCACAUUAUAUCACUGGAAGUUGCUACGAUAAUAGGAAUUAAUAGCAACUGUUAAACUAAGCAUGAAAUGUAGAUUUAGGUACAUUGUGAGCCUGCACAUGAGGUGGUUCAUUUGGACAGGAAGGCCUGGGAUUAGGGCUGUCAUGACAUCAGACUUUCACCUUACGAUCAUUGUGGACAUAAAAUAUCAAUCUAAAGAUAAAAUGUAGGAAUUUAUCAUCAUUUAUCAUCAUGUGACCUAAACCUCCUCAAAGAGGACUUUGUCUAUCUCAAUUGUUUGUCAUGCUUGAUGUUUUUAUGUCUUGCUUUGAGGCUGCUUUAUAUCCUGCAUUGUCAAAGUAUGCUUUUAUUUUGAAGUUACAACUUCUGGUCGAUCUUGAGUAACAGAACUGAAAGAAAACAGUAAACAGAAUAAUCAGAAAGUAUAAAUGUUUGGUUGAUUAGUAAUUCACAAAGGCAAAGCUCUGCUUUUGUUUUUCGAUUCACAAUAAAUCUUGAAAACCUGUUUGAAAAGAUUUGUCAUUCAGAGGGUCGCUUCAGCUAGCUCACUAGCAGUCUGCUACUUCAUCUUUUUAGACUCUCGAUAUUAUGACAUGUAGGACUCCUACUACUAAGCCACAGUAUUAACAUUUGCUUAUUUUUAGCACAACAUCAAUGUCAUAUUUCGUAAGAGAGACAGUCACCGGUAUAUUGUAGUAUAUAGUUGCCCCACUCCCAUACUCACACUGGAGAUUUAAAAUACAACAAACCAAGAAUAAGAUUAAGAACUUUAUUUAUCCCUAAAUAGAAAUUCAAUAAAAUUGAAAUCCAAACUGGUCUGCAAUGUACCAUUGUUCUGCUUUAGAGGAGUAAUGGGCACCAGUAAUAUGUAAAUGAGAGUUCCUGACCAUGAAAAACUCCCAGAGUAGGAAGACAGUCUUAAAUGUUUAUACCAUGUGAGUUUGAAGUUAAAGAUACCUCCUGCAGUCUGUAUAAUAGAAACUUUAUGACUUCUUGAAGUUUUUCUAGCAUGUGUGCAAGCUCAGUGUGUUUCUUUUUCAAAUAUCAGAUUACUGACAUGCAGACUGAGGUUCAUUUCUCAGACUCGUCCAGCUCAAGUGAACAGCACACCUGGAUGGCUACUCCGGCCAAGACAGUAUGUCCACUGCCUCAACCCUUCCCUCGCGUGUUUAAUCUGUCAGAUUUCAUUCCCCUUCAUUCACAUCUCUUCACCCAAAACCACAUUCAUGACCAAACAUGGCCUGAUCCCAUCAAAGUGAAGCUUCAGACUACCUCAGUCGAAACCCUCAGAUACUCCAGUGACACCGCAGAGAAGAAGAAGAAGAAGAGGCCUGUUUGA
Messenger RNA from Xyrichtys novacula (pearly razorfish), 25551 nucleotides. The record is from the annotation of a GenBank genome assembly. NCBI's taxonomy places the organism in Eukaryota, Metazoa, Chordata, Actinopteri, Labriformes, Labridae.